GUCAGCCUGCUGCGCUUUCGGCGAGAAAAAAAUAAAAAAUCCUUUAAUCGCUCCUAGAGGCAGCUCACAGUACGCAUGCGUGAACAUUUACCCAGCAGGUAAACUCCACCAUGGCGGCGAGAGGCCAUGUGCAAGAUCCCAACGACCGGAGACUCAGACCCAUAUACGAUUACCUUGAUAAUGGCAACAAUAAAAUGGCGAUACAGCAGGCAGAUAAACUGCUGAAGAAACAUAAGGACCUGCACUGUGCCAAGGUCCUGAAGGCGAUCGGUCUUCAGAGGACCGGAAAGCAGGAUGAAGCUUUCGCUCUGGCCCAGGAGGUGUCCACUCUAGAACCCACUGAUGACAACUCGCUGCAAGCUCUGACUAUACUGUACAGAGAGAUGCAUCGUCCCGAGUUGGUCGCCAAGCUGUAUGAAGCUGCAGUGAAGAAGGUUCCCCUCAGCGAGGAGUAUCACUCUCACCUCUUCAUGGCUUACGCUCGUGUGGGGGAGUACAAGAAGAUGCAGCAGGCAGGAAUGGCCUUGUAUAAAAUCGUCCCCAAGAAUCCGUACUACUUCUGGUCCGUCAUGAGUCUGGUGAUGCAGGCCAUCUCAGCGCAGGAUGAAAAACUGGCCCAGACCAUGUUCCUGCCUCUGGCUGAGCGCAUGGUGGAGAAGAUGGUGAAGGAGGAGAAGAUUGAAGCAGAAGCAGAGGUGCAGCUUUAUUUUAUGAUCCUGGAGCGUUUGGGAAAGUGCGUGGAGGCUCUCGACGUGAUCAGGGGUCCGCUGGGGGAGAAGCUGACCAGCGAGCUGCAGAGCAGAGAAAACAAGUGCAUGAUGCUCUACCAGAGGCUGCAGCGCUGGCCCGAGUGCAACGCCUUGGCCCACAAGCUGCUGCUCAAGAACCCUGAUGACUGGCAGUUCUAUCCCUCCUACUUUGACUCGCUCUUCCACCUGAUGGAUCAGUCGUGGAGUCCGCCGGAAGAAGGCGAACACUGUUCGGAGGGCUCGGUACAUCACACCGUGGCCGAGGUGGUGAGGUUUGUGGAGGAGAGGAUCAAAGGGGAGGAGGACAAAGAGUCUCGUUCGCUCAGAGGACCCUACUUAGCUCGGCUUGAAUUGAUGCACAGACUGAGAGAGCGAGGCUGCCCUGAAGAGAGCCUGCUCGGUGAGCCUUUCGACCUGAUGGUGCAGUUCUUUGGGAAGUUUGGAGACAAACCCUGCUGCAUCACCGACCUAAAAAUAUACCUGCAUCUGCUCUCUCCAGACCAGCACGUCCAGUUCAUUAACCGACUGAGUGAGGCGGUUCCCCUGGGGGAGCGGGGAGAGGACGGAUUCGCCUUUCCAGAGGACACCAAAGCGCUGCAGAGACACUUGUGUGUGUGUCAGCUGAGUCGAGCGCUCGGGCUGCAUCACUCUCUCGACGUGGAUGGAAAGCUGCGUCUCGUCACGGAGCUCAAAGCUCACUACCGUCAUGGACUCAAGUUCGGGACGAACGCACUGAAGACGGAGCUGCAGUUCUCUGACAUGUACUGUCUCAUGGCAGCUCACGUGUACGUCGACUUGUGGACGGAUUCGGGGGACGAGGACAUGGCGUGGCAGGCUCUGGGUGUCCUCCAGGAGGGUCUGUCUCACAGUUCCUCCAACGCCCAGUUCAAGCUGCUGCUGCUGCUCCUCUACUGUCGCCUGGGAGCCUUUGAGCCUGUGGUGGACCUUUACUCCAGCCUGGACGCCAAGCACGUACAGCACGACACCAUCGGGUUCCUGUUGACGCGUUAUGCUGAGUCACUGGGCCAGUUUGCUGCAGCCUCCCAGUCCUGUAAUUUCUCCCUCAGGUUUUUCCACUCUAACCAGAAAGAUACCUCAGAGUACAUCAUCCAGGCGUACAAAUACGGAGCGUUCGAGAAGAUCCCGGAGUUCAUAGCGCUCAGGAACAGGUUGAACCAUUCGCUGCACUUUGCACAGGUCCGCACCGAGAGGAUGCUGCUGGACCUGUUCCUCGAGGCCGACAUCGUGUUGAGUCUGGAGGAGAGCGUGAAGGCCAUGUCUUUGUCUGCGGAGGAGGACGACAUCCCCUGGGACAAUAUGAGGGACAACCGAGACCUGACAGUUUUUACCGGCUGGGACCCUAAAGAGAGACGGUUAACGGAUGAACACCGGCGUCGGUCUCUCGAGGAGGAGUCCGUGUGGCUGCGAAUACGCUCGCUGACUCUCCGUCUCCUCGCCUCGUUGGCCGGGCUGGGACACGCACCGUCGCAACAAAACUCUGAGACGGCCAACGAGAACGGAGUGGGAGACAAGACCUCGAUCCUCUGCAGCCUGCUGUCCCAGCUCAACCAGACGCUACAGACGGCGGCGCAGAUGGCGGAGAAACGCGUGCAGUAUCCAUUCCUGGGCCCCCCCUCCACCCGCCUGGCCCCGGCCCUGUCCAGUGGCAGCUGUCAGUGCCAGGCCGCGGCCUUCCAGCUGUGUGUCCACCUGCAGGAGCUGGAGACUCUCGGACUCGACGAGUCGCCGGAGCUUCAGACCCAGAUCUGCAACGGUUUCAAAUCAUUAGUAGUUCAGCUUCAAGAAAUGCUGAAUAAAUGCAAAGGCGAUUUAUUGGAAAUGAAAGAGAGCAAAUUAAAAACCCGACCCUCCUUAUUAGAAAACCUCGUCUUCUUUGUUGAGACGGCGUGUGUAGCCUUGUGGAUGGCAAGUCACUGCGCCCAGAUCCUCCGACCGCUCAAGAUUAGCCUACAGAAAAAGAAGAAGAAGAAGAAAAAGGAUGCGAACACGGCUCUGCCGGCGGUGGUGUGUGGCUUCCAGGAGCUGACGGGGAGCUUGCAGGACCUGCUUGCCCAGGCUCUGGAGCACAUAAAGGGGCAGGAGACUGGCACGACAGCCCUCAGACUGGCCAGUUUAAGCUUGGAAGGACACACACAGGAGGAGGCUUCGUUCAUGAAGGCUGCUAUGGACAAGGUGCAGAGCAGUUACCUGCGCUCGCUACAGGAGGUGGGAGACCUGCUCAGGAAGAGAGCGGAAACUAUGAAGAACCUCAAGAUCUGAACACCAUCACUCGCACCCCCACCAUCAGCCCACCAGCUAACGUACGAGUCCGACUGAACCCGCCCGAGCUCCCCGCCGUCGUCUCCGCCUCAGCGCUCGUCAGCUUCGCGCUCUGGACUCCUUUUUUUCCCAUCUUUUUUUCUUUUCUUCACAACACACACCUCUGGGACAUUUGCAGCUGUUAUAGCACACAAGCUUGUAAGUAAACACAUAAAUUUAUACAGCAGUUAUAAGUAAACCUUAGGGGGGAAGAAAGAGAUGCUCCUUUUAAAUAAAAUUUAAAAAAAUUAGAAGAUUUAGAUGAACUGAUCUAAUAAAUUAUUGUACAUAGAGAAGAGGAAGUACCGCAACAAUAUAAGACACAAUAAACCACUAUUCCGUUUGUCAGUUUCCUCUUUAUUCCUCGCUUUGUGUUUCAGGUGACUGAGAACACACACACACACACACACACACACACGCACACGCACACACACACACACACGCACACACACGCACACACACUGGGACUGUUAACACUAUGGAGGAAAACUCUUUAAUGUGCUGCUUUUCCAGCUGACAGGCACAGUUUUUGCGUUGGACUGAUGGCGACCUGCAGACUGAAGUUUCUCAUUCAGUAGUUAUUUUCUCACAGUCUUUUCUUCUUCUUCUUCCCUUUUUUUUUCCUUGUGUAUCUUGUGUGUGGAACCACGGCUGUAGUUGCAGUAUUAUAAAAAGCUGGAUUUGUUUUGUUUUUUUAAACCUGAAUUGUCUGCCGCUUUUGUUUCUUUCUGUUUCUUUGUGUUUAAUUCCUGGUAGAAAUGGUGCUUGUAAACAUGUUUAUUGUGGAAUCAGGUUGUUCCAGCACAAACAUCAGGCUUGGACUGAAUAAUCUGAAUACUGGACUGAGUCUAAUUAUGUCACCAAAAUCACCCAUUUCCUCUGACGCUGCAGACGUGGAGCCGCUUCUCCACGGACAAACUCGGUUCUCCAGAUGUGAGAACGCGUGUUGGUGUGAGGACUUUGUUCACGUUAACCCUGAUCUGAUCGUGACGGUGACUUGUGUAAAGAUGGCCGACGUGUCUCCGCUUCAUCCCGCUGUCCAUCCGCUCCACACGUUUUGGUCGUGUCACGUGGUCCGUCUUUGGACGGCACAGAUGGCGUGUUUCUGCAGUCAAACGUUGGACCUAACUGUAAAUAAAAGCUGAGGCAGCCUUCUUGAA
Molecule: messenger RNA, 4228 nt
Organism: Scatophagus argus
Lineage: Eukaryota; Metazoa; Chordata; Actinopteri; Scatophagidae
Gene: naa25
Product: N-alpha-acetyltransferase 25, NatB auxiliary subunit
Exons: 24
Coding region: 111-3029 (972 amino acids)
Biological process (GO): N-terminal peptidyl-methionine acetylation
Cellular component (GO): cytoplasm; NatB complex
Molecular function (GO): protein-N-terminal amino-acid acetyltransferase activity; protein binding
Source: RefSeq, a predicted model, not a curated record